Messenger RNA from Panicum hallii, 438 nucleotides. RefSeq lists its product as uncharacterized. Gene Ontology annotation, biological process: DNA integration. Bases 1 to 438 code for a protein of 145 amino acids. Lineage: Eukaryota; Viridiplantae; Streptophyta; Magnoliopsida; Poales; Poaceae. The record is from RefSeq and is a predicted model, not a curated record. Gene Ontology annotation, molecular function: nucleic acid binding. The transcript has a single exon.
AUGGUCGGGCCUCUCAGGAAGGCGCCUGGCAGUUUCACUCACCUACUCAUCGUGGUGGACAAGUUCACCAAGUGGAUUGAGGCAAAACCCAUCACCAAAACCAAUUCCCAAGAGGCCAUCAAGUUCUUCCUGGACAUCGUCUACCAAUUUGGUGUGCCAAACACCAUCAUCACAGACAACGGGACCAACUUCACAUGCAAGAAUUUCUUGGAGUUUGCCAACGGAUACGGGAUCAGGAUCGACUGGGCAUCGGUCGGACAUCCUCGCACCAAUAGGCAAGUAGAGAGGGCGAACGGCAUGGUCCUCCAAGGACUUAAGCCUCGCAUCUUCGACCAGCUCAAAAAGUUUGCUGGGCGCUGGGUCGAGGAACUCCCGGCUAUCCUCUGGAGCCUGGGGACAACUCCUAAUCGAUCCACUGGCUUCACCCCUUUUUUCUAA